Candoia aspera is the source of this 1922-nucleotide messenger RNA. RefSeq names its product cytochrome P450 20A1. Gene Ontology annotation, cellular component: membrane. The transcript has 13 exons. Gene Ontology annotation, molecular function: monooxygenase activity; iron ion binding; oxidoreductase activity, acting on paired donors, with incorporation or reduction of molecular oxygen. Lineage: Eukaryota; Metazoa; Chordata; Lepidosauria; Squamata; Candoiidae. The record is from RefSeq and is a predicted model, not a curated record. Bases 49 to 1452 code for a protein of 467 amino acids.
UUGCUUCGGGGGCGUGGGCGGGCCGGCGGGCGGCCAGGGGCGACCAUCAUGCUGGACUUCGUCAUUUUCGCCUUCACCUUCCUGUUGAUCCUGGUGGGAGCCGUGCUGUACCUCUGCCCGUCUUCCCGACAAGCUUCAGGAAUCCCGGGGAUCACUCCAACGGAUGAAAAAGAUGGGAAUCUCCCAGACAUCAUAACUAGUGGCAGCUUGCAUGAGUUUCAGGUCAACCUCCAUGAGAAAUAUGGCCCAGUUGUCUCUUUCUGGUUUGGACAACGCCUCGUGAUCAGCCUGGGGUCCAUUGACCUCCUGAAACAGCACAUUAACCCUAACAGGACAACGGACCCCUUUGAAACAAUGUUAAAGUCCUUGUUGCAGUAUCAGUCUGGCCUGGGUGGAGACAUGGCUGAGAGCUGCUUGAGGAAAAAACUGUACGAAAAUGGUGUCACCAAGCUGCUGCCGAGUAACUUUCCAGUCAUCCAGAAGCUGUCAGAAGAGUUGCUAGCAAAAUGGCUAACCUUCCCUGAGUCUCAACAUGUGCCCCUCAGCCAACACAUGUUAGGCUUUGCAAUGAAGGCUGUUACACAGACUGCUAUGGGCAGCAGGUUUGAAGAUGACCAGGAAGUCAUCCGAUUUCGUAGGAACCAUGAUGUGAUCUGGGCAGAAAUUGGAAAAGGUUUCUUAGAUGGCUCACUUGAUAAAAGUGUGACCAGAAAAAAGCAGUAUGAAGAUGCCCUGCUGGAAAUGGAGCUGGUCUUGAAGAAAGUCAUAAAAGAGCGGCAAGGAAAGAGCUUCAACCGACACAUCUUCAUAGAUUCUUUGCUGCAGGGGAAUCUGAGCGACAAGCAGAUUUUGGAGGACACUAUGAUCUUCUCUCUGGCAGGAUCCAUAAUCACUGCAAACUUGUGUACCUGGGCAGUCUAUUUGUUAACUACCUCAAAAGAAGUUCAGCAAAAGCUUUACAAGGAGUUGGAUCAGGUUCUUGGGAAAAGCCCUGUUACACACGUGAAAAUUGAGCAACUUAGGUAUUGCCGGCAGGUUUUGAACGAGACAGUGAGGACAGCAAAACUAACGCCAAUUGCUGCACGACUUCAGGAGCUGGAAGGCAGAGUUGAUCAGCAUCUCAUUCCCAAAGAGACUCUUGUGUUAUACGCUCUUGGUGUGGUCUUGCAGGACAGCUCAGUCUGGCCGUUGCCCUAUAAAUUUGAUCCAGAUAGAUUCAGUGAUGAAGCUGCUAUAAAAAACUUCUCUCUGCUGGGUUUUUCAGGAAGUCAGGAAUGCCCUGAACUGAGGUUUGCCUAUACCAUUGCUACGGUUUUGCUGAGUGUGAUUGUGAGGAAACUCCAUCUGCAGCCUGUGGAAGGCCAAGUCAUCGACACAAAGUAUGAGCUGGUUACAUCCCCCAAGGAAGAAGCAUGGAUAACCAUAUCCAGGAGGAACAAAGGAGAGGAAUGAAAGCGUCUGCGGAGAGGAGGCCUUUUGCACUGCUCGCCACCUGCCAAUGUUUCCUUCAGAUCAACUUUAGGCAUCCGUGGCCUGAAAUAUUUCCCUUCCUUCAUAAGAAUUUCCUCGGAUCGUAUAAGCAAAUCUGUAGGAUUAAUGGGAGAACCGGACCUUGUGGGGCAGAGCGAUCCCCUUGCCCCAGGAGCCGGAGCAGCAAGAAGUCACAUCUUCUGAUCUAGAAGCCCUCCGCCAUAAAAACCAGAUGUAAGCAGUCACAUUGUGGAAAGGCGCUCUGCAUACGGACAUAGGAACUUUAAAAAAAACCCUAUUUUUAAAUGAAGUAUCACGUUUUGAGUUAUAACACAAAACCCUAAGGGUGUGAGCAGUACCUAGUGAGCCCUUGCUCUGAAUUAAGGUCCAGUAUGAGUAAUGGGUGCACGCAAUUCAAUAAAAUGGCAGAAGCACACUUCAAACAAGAAACA